Molecule: messenger RNA, 444 nt
Organism: Dibothriocephalus latus
Lineage: Eukaryota; Metazoa; Platyhelminthes; Cestoda; Diphyllobothriidea; Diphyllobothriidae
Source: the annotation of a GenBank genome assembly
AUGAAGCAUCAAAUAGACGCUCCGGCUCAACAACCUCCGAAAAAAUGUAGACGUAUAGACGACGAAGCAAUAGGCAAUCGCUAUGUUUCCAAGCUGUACUCGCUAUUCGAUUUGUCAGCGAUGUGUGUGGCCUCUCACCUUCCGUUUGAAUAUGUCGAAAAUACCCUCGUUAAUAUACCCGAUCCUGUCCAGGAACGGAUAUUAUAUUACUCGUUUCCUCGAGACAAUUCAGAUAUCAAGACCUACUCGUCUUUCACCAACUGUGGAAAGCUGACAGCUGACAAAUCUCCCUACGGCAUAGGCGAGCACCUUUUCCUCACUAAUUGUGUCGAUAAUGUUAUCCAAAUCGGCGUGGUCAAGACUAACGUCGGCGCCUGUAUGCCUCCAGAAUGCAAAUCCGUCAAGGUGUCUAUGACUUUUGACAGGUACUUGGCAUUUCCCUAA